Messenger RNA from Trichoderma atroviride IMI 206040, 3104 nucleotides. Lineage: Eukaryota; Fungi; Ascomycota; Sordariomycetes; Hypocreales; Hypocreaceae. The record is from RefSeq and is a predicted model, not a curated record.
GUUUGCCGUAGGUGGGGCCGAAAGUUGCAACGAUGGGCUCUUUGCUUCAACUCAUCAUCUCCCCGCCAGCGGAAUUCGUCGUCGUUGGUUUUCCAGCCGUGGAAGGGGAAGAGGGGCCGGUAUGCGGAGCAGAGAUGGAUCCGUUUCUUUUUAAUCUCCUGAAGAAAUAUGAGACCGUUGCAAUGAUGGAGAGGGUGUGAGAUUUGAGAUUGAAACUGGAAAGCAUCGAUUGGAUUGGCAGAAAGGGAACCCGGACGGGCGGCUAAAAGAUGUGCCGAUGGCUUGAAGCUGGUACCGAAGAAGUUACAUCAUCGCGACUGUGGCUUUACUUUUUGGCAGCUAUUAUAAGGGAAGGAGCGACAAUAUCUACAAGGUGACCCGAUCUGCACGGGCAACUGCUCCUGAGCAAAGGAGAAGGAAAAAGAAAGGAUAAACUUGUCACCUUUCAUCCUUCAUCUCCUUUUUUGCUCAUCUUCUCAGAGAAAGGCUCUCUCUGUCUCCAGUCUGGCAAUGCUUGCAACAAAGAUUCCACCGCGGUGUCUCUUUUGCCCUGAUUGAUUCUCUUUAAACGUAUCAACUACGCGCCGCCUUUCCAACACCCACCACCGCACCACAGAUUCCUCAUCUCCAUUUGCACCAAUGAGACUCCAGGUAAAGUGACUGCAUGUAUAUGCCCACUUACCGAGUACCGCUGCUAACUGAUGGCCUCUUCCCUAUAGGCUCGGCAUUGUCGUCUACGUCGUACUCUAAGAAAUCAAGCUUUCCGUCAAUGCAAGAGGCGCAAACAACGGAUGGAACGGUGCAAGAGGUGCAGACAGCGGAUGGAACGGCUAUUUCCAUACGCUAUCCCGAGGCGCUAUUCUGAGGUCCCCCCCCAUCAAGCUCGGCACCAGGAUCCAGUGGGUUCAUGGCGUCCAGCUCCAUCCAUCUGUAGGGGUGUAGCCCCUCCAUGUGAUACCUACAUCAUACCCAUCGCCUCCUAUAUCAACGUGAGCAACCCCAAAUGCCAGGAUAGGUGUGACUUGUCUUCCCAAUCAGCCUCUUUCUUGAAGCCAAGACUGCCAUAAUUGCUAUUCAUGACCUAUAGCCAAAAUGGCUGCUCCCAUUGCCCUCUUUUCCUCUGCUUUUACUCCAUUCACGGUUCAGACACAGUCCUCUCCUCCCAUCUCCAUAUACGGCAUCAAAUCGUCUGACUCGUCUUCAUCGCUUCCCCCUCUUCUCCUGCUCCAUGGAUAUCCAGAAUCGCACAUUAUCUGGCAUCUCGUCGCUCCCAAGCUGAUCUCCCAUUACUCUGUUGUUAUGAUGGAUCUUCGCGGCUACGGUGCUUCUUCCAAGCCCGCCCAUAACACGGAGCUCUACGCCAAGAGCCACAUGGCCCAAGACUGCAUUGCCGUCAUGGACAGCCUUGGAUAUGCCAACCAGCCCUUUUAUGUCUGCGCUCAUGAUCGUGGAGCCCGUGUCGCUCACAAGCUCCUCGUUGAUCAUCCUACCCGUGUUCGCAAGGCCAUUCUCCUUGAUAUAUGUCCCACCCUGGCCAUGUACAACUCGCCAAAUCCCGAAUUCCCCAAAGUCUUCUUUCACUGGUAUCUCCUCAUCCAGCCGUAUCCUCUUCCUGAGACGCUUAUCAAUGGGGCUCCGCGCCAGCUCGUCGAGAUGUUCCUGGGAGUUGGGAAGCAUCCACUCUUCCACAGAGACGCUCUGGAAGAGUACGUCAAGUGUAUGGAGGAUAAGGACUAUGUCCACGCUACGUGCCAGGACUACCGUGCGAGUGCCACACAUGACCUUGAUGAGGCGAGAGAGGAUCUCGACAAAGGAAGGCUAAUUCAAUCGCCAAUCAGAGUCCUGGUGGGUAAAAGGGGCGUCGUCAGUCGGCUGUUUGAUGUGGAAAAGGAAUGGAGACACGUCACUGCGGAUGGCGUGCCAGUUGAGGUCGAGCACAUUGAGGCUGGACAUUAUAUUCCAGAACAGGUUCCCGACACUGUUGUCUCCAACAUUCUUGAGUUUCUGAAAUAACAACAAUAGUGAAGCGUGGAUAUGAUGUCUCCAACAUUCUCGAGAUUUUGAAGUAACAAUAACCGCAAAGAGUGGACGCUAUGUUGUCGCCCUCUCGUCACAAUUUCAUUUUCAAAGCAGCAGAAACAUCAAAGAUGAGCAAGAAGAGCAUCAAGAUACCAUGUUUAAUUCUAAUACAUCUAUCUCAUUAGGUAUAUGUGUUAUCGCAAAAACGCCGCUACCAACGGCAAUCCCCCUUCUUUGUCUGAGAACGAAACAAAUCCUUCCUGGCCCUUGUUCUAGUAAUUUGCAGAUGAAUCGGCAAACUGCCCAAGCGUGCGCAUUCCCCAAUAUGCUUUCCAUGGUGCGCCCGCUCGAAUAUGAUUUCAGUUAAAAACAAUAAAGUCAACCAGGGUAAAAAAAAAAAAAAGACUGUCAAGAAAAAGAAAAGAAGCUGCAAAACUGAGAAAAGGGCCAAUCCAGAACCAGACAAAGAAAUAUUUGAAAGAAGAAGAAAAAAAAGAAGAUAAAAAUAGAGCAACGAAGAAUCGAGUCCCGCCUUAAUGAUGCUUUGACAGCCCAUUUCUGCUGGUUUCCAAAUGCCCUGUAUCCAUCGUGUCCAAACCAAAAAACGCCGUCAACCUUUGAGCAAUGGUUAUUUUUUCGUUCCCUUCUCAGCAUUGAAAUCGUUUGCUUCCAGCCAUUAACCAAAACUUGCUCGCCAAUCUAGCUGUUCCCCAUCAUCUGCCCCGCCUAACCCGUUCAAAUCUUCGGACUUUUUGGUGCAGGGCCGUAAUGUCACCUCGUCGUUGAUUAUUAUACACAAUAUACAUUAAUAGCCAAAAAAGGCCAUGAAAAAGCAUUAAAAAAUGUAAGUUAAAAAAUUGGGGGAAGGAAUUUCUCAGAAGCCGCUUUGUGUAUCGUAGUUUCGUUUUCGUCCUUGCUUUCUAGUUCUCGAUGAUGGUGGUAGUAGAAAGACGCUUGGUGGCCUCAGAUCCCGAGCUGCUCAUAGUCUCCAGGGUCAAGGAUUGUACCGAAUAGCGGAGCGGUUUGGUUCCGUCUUCCUGGUCUUGAGGCGUGUGAGGCUCAUCGGUAGACUCACGGCGUCCCGG